Guillardia theta CCMP2712 is the source of this 1146-nucleotide messenger RNA. RefSeq lists its product as hypothetical. The coding region runs from base 1 to 1146 and encodes 381 amino acids. The record is from RefSeq and is a predicted model, not a curated record. The transcript has 3 exons. NCBI's taxonomy places the organism in Eukaryota, Cryptophyceae, Pyrenomonadales, Geminigeraceae.
AUGAUCUACAGCAUCUUUACCAUCCCGCUGGUUGCCGUCCUGAAGCUGCUGGGCGUUAUCAGGAGGCAGGAAUACCGCUUCGAGGACAUGCGGGGCAAGGUAGUGGUAGUGACAGGCUCGAGCUCUGGGGUAGGGUUGUGUACUGCAGCCAGUCUGCAUGCGAGUGGAGCGACGGUGAUCAUGGCGUGUCGGUCAGUGGAGCGAGGAGAGCGAGCGAAGAAGGAAAUCCUUGAGGACUGGGAGAGACGAGGAGGAGGAGGAGGAGGAGGAGGAGGAAGAGGAGGAAGAGGAGGAGGAGGCAGUCUGGUGGCUGAUGUCGGGCUCGAACCGCACCAUGGCGGACAGUUGAUCGUGAAGGAGCUGGACACUUCGGACUUUGACAGCGUGAGGAGCUUUACAGCAGACAUGAAGGAGAGUUUCAGCGAGCUGCACGUGCUAGUAAACAACGCGGGGACCAACGGGAAAGACGCCUCGACCCCCCAGCUGUCCAAGCAGGGGAGAGACUAUGUCUUUGAGACGAACUUCGUAGGACACUUCCUCCUGACCCUGUGCCUAGAGGGGAUGCUAAGGAGAGCCCGGGGCCGGGUAGUCAACCUUUCGUCCGUCAUGCACCACUGGGGAACUAAAGAUGUGACUCGGACCCUUAAGUCAGCGAGGAGGAAGAACAGCUACAGGGACUCGAAGCUUGCUAUGCUGCACUUCACCGCAGAGAUCAGCAGGAGGUGGAAGGGGGACGUCGCUGCUAUCGCUGUCAACCCUGGGUUCGUGUCAAGUGACAUCUGGCGAGGAGUUUCACGGCAGGGAGUCAAAGGAUGGCUGUUUGACCGCUUCCUCUCCUUCCUCGCUCUCUGUCCAGCUGAAGGCUGCGCUACCUCUGUUGUUGCUGCUGCCAUGCAGCUGAACAGCAAGGAAGAGGGGAAGGCCGGAGGGGGGCAAGCUUCCAGGAAGAAGGAGAUACAGAGGACGAGGCAUGAAUGCUUGUACCUUGUGCCUUACGUUCUUCCUGCGGGGAUCAGGUUGCCUUUUGAGGUCAUGGGGCCGUUCAUGCAUCCGAGGUGGGCGACACCUAGGCUACCUGCUGGGGAAGUUGAGAUUUCGUCACGUUUUUGGGAGAUGUGCGAAGAGGUCACGGGGAUGAAAGGCUAG